This is a messenger RNA of Gavialis gangeticus (Gharial), 2756 nucleotides long. RefSeq names its product solute carrier family 45 member 3 (gene SLC45A3). Gene Ontology annotation, molecular function: sucrose:proton symporter activity. The record is from RefSeq and is a predicted model, not a curated record. Gene Ontology annotation, biological process: transmembrane transport. NCBI's taxonomy places the organism in Eukaryota, Metazoa, Chordata, Crocodylia, Gavialidae. Gene Ontology annotation, cellular component: membrane. The coding region runs from base 846 to 2549 and encodes 567 amino acids. The transcript has 6 exons.
CGCUGACGUGACGUGUCAGCAACAUGCGAAACAGGAGCAAUGUCAAACCUUUCUUGCUCGCCCAGAGUGUUUGGAGAUGGAGGGAGGAAGGAUGCUGAGUACUACUGCUGGAGCAGAUCCUGGGCAUGAAUUUCAGGGAUCCCCUUCCGAAUGGGUGCGGGGUUCGCUUCUGAGUCCAUCUCUGCAGAACUGUGUGCAGAAGAGCAGUAUCCUCCAUGCCAUCAGCACCGUAGGUGGAUGGUUGUACGCUGCCUACAUGCAAAGGCUCAGGCACCACGAUCCUAAUGAUAUGCUCCAGCUCUUCUGUGUUGUUAGUAGGAUCAGAGGCAGGGAGGGCCCUGAAACCAAAUGCGGUGUGUGUGCCAACAGCCUGGCCCCACCUCUCCCUGUCUGCAAACCCUACUUAAGUACCUAUUCAGCCAGUGCGCUCUGUCUGGGGCAGGCUGCCUUUGUUGAACCAGGCUGCUGCAGGGUAGGAAGAUGGGAGUUCACCUGUUGGUUUCUCUGCUUGGAAGAAGCUUUGUGGAAAGUCCUUUCCAGUUAAGCAAGCCUUAUGCGAUCCUCUGUGAUCAAAAGGAACAGUGCAGAGCGUAAAGCAGAGGGAGAGACCUGGAGUCUGAAGCUGGCCCACCUGAGCCUGGACUCUGCACUGCCGUGACCACAUCUUGCACGAGAAGGCAGAAGGAGCGACGGCUUGAUUGCUGCUGACGGAAAUGGCAGCCAGCGUCUCCCUGCUGGACCUGGAAGGGAGACCCCAGACCUUAGGGUCUGGCUGUGGGGAAUGCCGGCUGCAACGCUGCUGUCCUCUUGCCGUAGCCGUCUAAAACUAAGGAGCACGGGGCAGCAUGGCUCAGAAAGCGUGGGUCAGCAUGCUGUUCCACAGCCGCAGGGCUCAGCUCUUGCUAGUCAACUCGCUGACGUUCGGGCUGGAGGUCUGCCUGGCUGCCGGGAUCACCUACGUGCCCCCACUCUUGCUGGAAGUGGGUGUGGAGGAGAAGUUCAUGACCAUGGUUUUGGGGAUAGGGCCUGUCCUUGGCCUGGUCUUCGUCCCGCUGAUCGGAUCCGCCAGCGACCACUGGCAGAGCAGCUAUGGCCGACGGCGGCCUUUCAUCUGGGUCCUGUGCCUGGGGGUCCUGCUGAGCCUCUUCACCAUCCCCCACGCCACCCACCUGGCAGGCCUCUUUGCCCUCGACGCUCGCCCCCUGGAAAUCACCUUCCUCAUCCUAGGCAUUGGCUUGCUGGACUUCUGCGGCCAGGUCUGCUUCACUCCCUUGGAGGCCUUGCUCUCGGACCUCUUCCAGGAGCCUGACAACUGCCGGCAGGCCUUCUCCAUGUACGCCUUCAUGGUCAGCCUGGGCGGCUGCAUCGGCUACCUGCUUCCAGCCAUUGACUGGGACAGUAGCUUCCUGGCCCCUUACCUGGGGGGACAGGAGAAGUGCCUCUUCAGCCUCCUUGCCAUCAUCUUCCUCGGUUGCGUCCUGGCCACCCUCUUUGUGACCGAGGAGGCAGCAGCACGGACGGAUGCUCUGAUGGGUCCUGCGCUGAAGGACUCUUCCCCCAGGCCCUCGUCUCCCAGCUGCUGCUCUUGCCGGGUCUCCAAGAGCCUCCUGCAAGCGAGGCACGUGGUGCAAGCCGCGAGGAACCUCUGCACCUUGGUCCCGCGGCUGCACGGCCUCUGCUGCCGCAUCCCCAAGGUGGUCCAGCGGCUCUUUGUGGCUGAGCUGUGCAGCUGGAUGGCCUUCAUGACUUUCACGUUGUUCUACACGGACUUCGUUGGGGAAAGGCUGUACCAGGGGGUUCCCAGGGCCAAGCCAGGCACGGAAGCCAGACGUCACUAUGACGAAGGUGUGCGCAUGGGCAGCCUGGGCCUCUUCCUGCAGUGCGUCACCUCCACUUUCUUCUCGACAAUCAUGGACCGCAUGGUGAAGCAGUUUGGGACGCGGGCGGUCUACCUGGCCAGCGUGGCCUUCUUCCCCGUGGCUGCCUUCGUCGUGUGCCUUUCCCGCAGCGUCCUCAUCGUCACCCUCUCGGCCGCCUUGACGGGCUUCACCUUCUCUGCGCUCCAGAUCCUGCCGUACACGCUGGCUUCGCUGUACCAUCAUGACAAGCAGGUAUUUUUGCAUAAGUACAAAAGCAAAGAGGAGGAGGAUGCUGCUCAGCUGGACAAGAAAACAGGCCUCCCCAAAGGGCCUCUCUCCAGCCAGAAGCUGCCCUACCAGAAUGGCCAUGCCGGGGGCCUCUUCUCCUCCCCGCCGGCUCCCAGCUCAGCCCUGUGUGUCAGCUCCCCCUGCGAGGUCUCGCUCAUGAUGAUGGUGGGAGACCCGGACUCCGCAGCACCUGGCCGAGGGAUCUGCCUGGACCUGGCCAUCCUGGACAGCGCUUUCCUCCUCUCUCAGGUUGUUCCAUCCCUCAUCAUGGGGUCUAUCGUCCAGUUUACACAGUCAGUGACUGCCUACAUGGUGUCAGCCGCCGGCUUCGGCCUCGUGGCCAUUUACUUUGCAACCAAAGUAGUCUUUGAUAAGAGCGAUAUGGCCAAGUAUUCUGCAUAGCGAGGACUUUUCGCACGCAGGCGGGCACGGGGCUGGCGGAUGCACGUGCACACUUAUGCUGUAUGUUACGGGAAUCCCCACGUUUCAUGCCUUCUCCCCAUCUCUAGUGCUAUCUGUGGGAGCCUGACUGUGCUGCCCCGGGGGCACGUGGAAACGGAGGGGAUGCAGGGCUCAUCUCAGGUGUAUAAGGAAGGGCACUGCAACCAU